This is a messenger RNA of Didymodactylos carnosus, 394 nucleotides long. The record is from the annotation of a GenBank genome assembly. NCBI's taxonomy places the organism in Eukaryota, Metazoa, Rotifera, Eurotatoria, Philodinida, Philodinidae.
GUUAAUUUAUGAUGUUGUAACACGUUGGAAUAGUACGUAUUAUAUGAUAGAAAGAUUAAUCGAAGAAAAAGACCCUAUAACAGCAUGUCUUCAAGAAAAAGAAUUUCAAAAAAAACUAAUUAAAGCUAAUGUACCAACGAGCAUUGAAUGGGAUUUGCAAGUGCAACUAAAGAGUACGUUAAAACCAUUUGAAACAGCUACACGCCAAUUAGCACUAGCAUCUUUACCAACAAUUUCUAAAGUAUUACCAGUUGUUACUGGUUUAUUAACCAGUUUAGAACCAUCAUCAUUUGAUCCACAAACUAUUCAAAAAUUAAAAGAUACAUUGAGAAGUGCUUUAAAAUCACGUUUAAAAAAAGUUUUACUGGUGAUGAGUGUGGCGAAGCGACUUUAG